AUGGUCAAGUGUACACACAAGGGUUGCGAAAAGGAAUUCAAGGAAGAAGAGAACGUAGACAAUGCUUGUCAAUAUCAUGCCGGUGCUCCCGUUUUCCAUGAAGGUUUAAAGGGCUGGUCUUGUUGUAAGAAGAGAGUUGACGAUUUUGAUGAGUUCCUCGCUAUUCCUGGCUGUACACAUGGUCGUCAUUCCACCGAAGUAGCUGCUUCUGCUGCCCCUGCUCCUAAGGCUGCUGCUACAGAAGUGAAAUCCGCUCCUACUGCUAGUCAUGUCACCAAAGAAGGUGUUGAGGUUUAUGGAAAAGCACCUGCACCACCUGUUGCUGUUGCUGCACCUGCUAAGGUUGAAGAAGCCAAACCUGAAGUGAUUGAAGAGGACGAUGAGACUGUUCCUGUACCUGCUGGUACUACUUGUAAGAGAAGAGGUUGUGGUCGUGUUUGGAAAGAUCAAGCUACUUCUCGUGGAAAUGGCGAAGAGGCUACAUGUACUUUCCACCCUGGAGCUCCCAUUUUCCAUGAAGGUUCAAAGGGCUGGAGCUGUUGUCCCCGUAAAGUUUUAGACUUUGAUGAAUUUUUAAAGAUUGAGGGUUGUAAAAAAGGAAAGCAUUUGUUUGUUGGUUCUUCAAGUGAGAGCGAGGAAUUAGUCGAUUGCCGUACGGAUUGGUACCAAACUCAGACCAACGUCAUUUUGAGUAUUUUCGCAAAGAACAAGGAGGAUACCAAGGUUACAUUCGGUAAACAAUCCGUCGAUGUCGACAUUAAAAUGAAGGGUAACAAGCGUUUUAAGAAGACAUUCCCUCUCUUUACCACAAUUGAUGUCGAAAACUCGAAAUUCACAGUUCUUUCAACAAAGAUCGAGAUCAAUUUAAAGAAGGAUAGUGGGAUUUCUUGGGCAUCCCUCGAGCCCAGUGAUGAUAUUAAGACUUGGACAACAUUUGGUGUUCUUGGUACUGGAGGAACUGUUGGAUCCAAGGAGAUGUAUUAUAACGCCGAUUCUCCAUUAAACUUUGUAAAGAAGUAA
Molecule: messenger RNA, 1020 nt
Organism: Mucor mucedo
Lineage: Eukaryota; Fungi; Mucoromycota; Mucoromycetes; Mucorales; Mucoraceae
Product: HSP20-like chaperone
Exons: 5
Coding region: 1-1020 (339 amino acids)
Source: RefSeq, a predicted model, not a curated record